GGAAAUCAGUGGAGUGGAGUCCUCUUCUCUCUCUCUAUCCACCUGCUUAGAAUCUCAAAUAUACACUUGUUGACACUAUGUAACCAACUUCUUUUCUAAGCUGGACAAACUGGAGUUUUAUCCAUGGCUGCCUGUAAGAGGUUGGCUUUCCCACUCCAAUCUCACCUUCCUGCUAGAUACCAACUUCAACACUUUCCAUCUUCAUUAAGAAGUGGAAUUCCUUGUUCUGCAAAAUUAUCAACUCUACAUGUGAUUUUAGAGGGAAGUGAAAAUGAAAUCCGGCAAAAGGAUGCAUUGAGAACUUAUGGAUGUUCUUGUGGAGACAAACGAAUAAUCACUGGAGACAUAUCUAACAAAGUUAAAGAGGGAAACGUUGGUAAAAAUAUACGAAGAAGUAAUCAUGAUGCAAAUGAACAAACGGCAGAAAUUGACACUUCUUCAGCUGCUGGCAACUCUUCAGAGCUAGGAUUGUUAUUGGAGAACCUUAAUGAAGUCGAAAGUAUUGUUUGUGAUGCAGACUUAGUCAGGCUGGAAAGAGAGAUUCUCGUUCACAUCCAAAGACUUGGGGCUCUUAAAUUAUUUCAUGCAUGUCUUUCAAGCACUGUCUCGACAUCAACUGCUACAGAAAAUGAAUUCCUUAGAGAUUGUUCGACGGAGUGUUUAGGCAAGAAACCAGAGAAUGAGAUAGUUGUCCACAGUGGGAAAAAGGAGCAGAGGAAAAUAAGAAGAGCUAUAGCUUCAGAAAAGGCUAGAAAGGCAAAAACGGCUCCAUUGUCAUACUCGAAAAGAAUGGCCAAAGUUAGAGUACCGUCAUUUUUGGUUCCCUCUGGUUUGUCGGGAAAUUUAGAUUCUACGCAGGCAGGGAAGAAAAGGAUUGUUAUUGCUAGCAAUGAAGCAGAAAUGUCCAGGGGAGUUAAGGAGUUUGCGGAGUUGGAAAGAAUACGAAGUCAAUUGGAAGAGGAAAGUGGCAAAGCAGCCAGUUAUGCCAAAUGGGCAGAAGCAGCCGGCAUUGAUCAGAAGGCAUUGCGACAACGACUGCAGUUUGGUUGGUAUUGCAGAGAUAAACUAAUAAAAAGUACGAGAUCUUUAGUCAUUUACUUGGCGAAGAACUACAGGGGAAUGGGAAUAGCCUUCGAUGAUCUACUUCAGGCUGGAAAUGUGGGUGUUCUUAGAGGUGCUGAGAGAUUUGACAAUGCAAGAGGAAAUCGGUUCUCAACUUAUGUUCAGUAUUGGAUAAAGAAAUCAAUAUUAACUUUGGUGGAACGACACUCUAGAGGAAUUCAAAUACCGGCGAGAUUGGAGAAGGUUAUUAGUCAAGUGAAGAAUGCGAAGAAAACAAUGUGUAGAAGAGAUGGGAAAUAUAUAGGAGAUGAUGAGAUAGCGGAAUUCACUGGUCUUCCAGUUGAUAAAGUCAGAUUGGCGAACAAGUGCGCUCGAGGUGUAGGUUCAAUUGACAAGGAAAUCGGCAUUGGAUGGCGCGUAAAAUUCAUGGAAGUCACACCAGACACAUCAAUAAUUUCGGCUAAUGAAAUUAUCACAAGACAACACAUGAGAAAAGACAUUCUCGAACUCUUAGAAGGUCUACACCCGAACGAAAAACUAGUACUGGUACAUCGAUACGGCUUGGAGGACGGUAAAUGCAAGUCACUCGAGGAAGUUGGGAGACUAUUCCAUGUGACCAAAGAAUGGAUCAGGAAAUUAGAGAAGGGAGCUUUGGCCAAAAUUACAACAGAAGACAUUCAAAAUGAAUUGAGAUAUUAUACACACUUGUAGAGUUGCAGUAAUCUGUUUUACUGCAGUUUUCUUUUUCUUUUUUUUCGUCUUUCUGCAACUUAGCAACAUAUUGAUUCUGUGUUCAUUCAAAUUGGUGUUAUAGAUUCAAAUUGGAAAUUUUAAAAGAUAUGUAUCUAAACAAUGGAGUUUAAUAUUUAUAUAUA
Molecule: messenger RNA, 1937 nt
Organism: Dioscorea cayenensis subsp. rotundata (Guinea yam)
Lineage: Eukaryota; Viridiplantae; Streptophyta; Magnoliopsida; Dioscoreales; Dioscoreaceae
Product: RNA polymerase sigma factor sigC
Exons: 7
Coding region: 124-1773 (549 amino acids)
Biological process (GO): DNA-templated transcription initiation; regulation of DNA-templated transcription
Molecular function (GO): DNA-binding transcription factor activity
Source: RefSeq, a predicted model, not a curated record